ACAAUGGCCUCGUUAAACCCAAUUAGUCGACAAGGACGCAUUAUGUUUCUUGGCUCUCGCGCCACAAAGUACGCACUCGCCGGCGAACCUACAGCUGCGCGAGCUCUCUCCUCCACUCGGCAGCUCACAACAUUAUGCCUCUCAAGCAGGCCCGGCGGAUACGCCAAACCCUCGCUGCGAACAAACCCUAAGCACAUUCAAGCUGACCGGGUCGAAUACGUCCCGGCGUUGUCUGUCCGCUGGAACAGUACCAAGAGCAACACAGAGGAUAGCUCGUCACCCACGUUCCGGAAGUGGGGGUUUGAUGAUAUCAAUGCGUACCUUCCUUCCGAAUCUCCAUCGACGCCCCCGUCCAACCCGCAAAAGAAUCUCAUUCUCGUCGACGUCCGCGAACCCGCCGAACUCACCAGAACCGGAAUCAUCCCUUCCGCAGUUGCGGUGCCCCUAGCAUCGCAGCCGGACGCGCUGUUUUUGACACCAGACGAAUUCGAGACAAGGUUUGGGUAUCCGAAGCCCGGCGCCGACGGCGGGAAGGGAGAUAUUGUCUUCUACUGCCUAGCGGGUGUGAGAGCGAAAACUGCGGCACAACUGGCUGUUCAGGCCGGGUAUGAGCCUGAACGAAUUGGGGUUUAUGAGGGUAGUUGGAGGGAUUGGGCGGCGAGGGGUGGGAAGGUAGAGAAGUGGGAGGGGUAUGAAGAGUAAAUGAAUGAUUUGCUCCUUCAAACCGAUGGCAAAGUUGAGUUUUGCGUAUGGGAAGGCGUGUACAUACAAGUGCUAGAGGCGGAUUGGACAGCGAGGAAGAUUAUCCAAACUAUUUUUGUAAAAUUGAGUCGGAAAGCUAGCUAGGUAUCAACUACAGUAUUUUUAUAAUCCUAGUCAUCUACAUCAAUCCACAUCCUGACAAAUCAAAUCAUAACUUCCUGUUAUUUAUCUUCAUCCAUUGAUCCGUCAGACGUUCAUGACAUUUUCUAACGUAGAGUGUCGAGCAUCAAGGUCAUUGAAGGUCCAAAUAACACUCGGAGCACCUCCGCCCGGAGCGUCUGAGGAAUAGGCACUGCCUCAUUUGAGCUCAAACUGCGCGAGACAAUCAAGGGAUAUCGAAAACAGGCUUGAGCUUCUUGAUAAGAGCCCAUUCAUCCAUGGAGACAUCCGACCGGUAGAACUCCUUGAGGGUGUCGAUGCUUGCACGAGAAAUCUGGGAGUA
This is a messenger RNA of Aspergillus nidulans FGSC A4, 1204 nucleotides long. RefSeq names its product rhodanese-like domain-containing protein. The record is from RefSeq and is a predicted model, not a curated record. The transcript is spliced from 2 exons. Bases 4 to 702 code for a protein of 232 amino acids. NCBI's taxonomy places the organism in Eukaryota, Fungi, Ascomycota, Eurotiomycetes, Eurotiales, Aspergillaceae.